AUGGAAUGCAUCAGUGUAAACGAGGCGUCGAUUGCGAGCUUCAAGGCGGGCAUGGAGUUGUGCUUCCGGCGGGCGAUUGAGGAGGGAUUGGGCAUCAGCAUUGUGCCGCACCUGGAUGAUGGAGGCAGGCGAGUGGCACAUCUGGCGCUAAACACAGCUUUUAUAAUACAAAGAAAAGGAUACGAAUUCAAUUUGCACCUGACGGCGGCGUGGCGCAACGGGCUGCUCUUCAAUCCCAAGCAAAAGUACGGCGGCUUCUCGUACCAGGAGGUGAUGCUCAACCCCACCGUGGAUGCUCUGGCCGCCGCCCUGGCCGCCAAACCCGCCUGGGUCGAUCCCCUGCCGGUGUGGAUAGCACUGCAGGGCGAGAUGAGCGCCACCGUGCUGUACCACCCCCGGGAGUACCUGCAGCUCGUCGAAGAGAUGCGGGAGCGGCUUCUGAUGGGCAUGCGACGAGCGGGUGCUCCGGAUUCGUACAUUAAGGUGGGCGUUUCUUUCAACUUUAACAAGGUUACUCAGGUGAAUACAGGCGGCGGCGCAGGUGGCGGCAGCGCGGCUUCCGUACUGUCUCGCUUCGUGGGCUUUGGACCGUUCGGAUCUGCCGUUACGUCGGCAAUGACGGGUCGCGGGCUGCGCCAGGCGGCAGCCGCCUCAUUUGACCUUCGGGCGCUUCAGGACCUGUUUGAGAAGAUUGAUUUUCUGGGCAUAAGCGCCUACGCCGCUUUGGACGAUCCCAACUUCCCCAUGACGGCCUUACAGAACGCCGCCUUCACCUUCUUCGGGGAGAUGCGCAACGAUGUCGGACUGGACGCUGCGGCCAUUCUCCGGCGCCGUCGUAUCGACUUGCACUACUCGGAGUUCGGCAUGGGUGGCGGUGCCAGCCCCCUCGGCACGGUGCCGGCCCGUUCACCCGAGCAAGCUGCCCGCAUGCCGUUCUACGGGAUCAUUAAGACACACAUGCAAACAUGUCGUCGUUUCCCCCGGCAGAUGAAGAGCUUCCUGCACUCCUUUUUCCGGAAGACCAUGGACUGGUUGGCUCAGGGCGGCGGGCCCACCUACUUCGUAUCCCACUGCUUCCUGUGGGGCAUGGGGAGCUGGGAUGUGCUGGGCAUUUACCCCGAGAGUACGACACCUCAGGGUAGUUAUCGAGAUGCAACUGUCGUACAGGCCGUACAGACGCAUAACGCCCGGGCCGCGUUCGGGGGCGUGAACCUUCAAUCCAUCUCAGCGCGAGCUUUUAAUGGCGGAGCUGACAACAAGAAAUGA
Messenger RNA from Volvox carteri f. nagariensis, 1266 nucleotides. RefSeq lists its product as uncharacterized. The record is from RefSeq and is a predicted model, not a curated record. Lineage: Eukaryota; Viridiplantae; Chlorophyta; Chlorophyceae; Chlamydomonadales; Volvocaceae. The coding region runs from base 1 to 1266 and encodes 421 amino acids. The transcript has 10 exons.